UAAGAGGCGUAUAAAGGCAGAGGAAUCACAGGUGUGAAGGUAGCGUAGGUGGAGCAUUGAGAAGAAGAGAGAAAACAAUGGCUUCUUCUGCUAAAAGGUGGCUUCCGCUCGAAGCAAACCCUGAAAUCAUGAAUCAGUUCCUUUGGGGACUUGGGCUUGGAGAGGACGAGGCAGAAUGCUGUGACGUUUAUGGCUUAGAUGAAGAGCUUCUGCAAAUGGUUCCAAACCCCGUUCUUGCUGUGCUUUUUCUUUAUCCCAUAACCACCCAGAGUGAAGAAGAAAGGUUGCAGCAGGAAAAGGAAAAAAAGGUGAGUUGA
Molecule: messenger RNA, 317 nt
Organism: Vigna umbellata (rice bean)
Lineage: Eukaryota; Viridiplantae; Streptophyta; Magnoliopsida; Fabales; Fabaceae
Source: RefSeq, a predicted model, not a curated record